Messenger RNA from Protopolystoma xenopodis, 237 nucleotides. NCBI's taxonomy places the organism in Eukaryota, Metazoa, Platyhelminthes, Monogenea, Polystomatidea, Polystomatidae. The record is from the annotation of a GenBank genome assembly.
CCUCUUUCUCGCAUCGGCGGUGUUCCUCAGGUUCUGCUCGCAGAAAUUCCCGACGCUCGUCUCAUUUACAGCCUGGAACCUAUCAUUCUGACAGCAUCGUAUCGUUUAUCUGAUGUUAUCCUCAUGGAUUGUCGGAUGCACGUAUCUUCAUGUGCCCGUAAUGUUCCAACAUCUCAUACGCCGCCCCUUCUCUCUUCUCCCACUGUGAUGAAGCCAUCCUACCCGACCCCCGCGUAA